GUAGCGGAGGACCUGUGUCCCACGCAAACAGCGCCCCCUGCCGACUCCUCCCCGUACCGCGAGCUGCUGAGGAUCCUGGCACCAGGUCUGACAGAGAACAUGAUGGUACGGGACCUGUUACCGCAUCUGCCGUGUUUACCGCAGGAAGACAAAGAACAGAUCGAACAGAUGUGGAAGUCAUCUGGUAACACCCGAGCCGCGGAUGUCCUACUGGAGAAGAUAGUCCGAUGUGACCCUCAGCAGUGGUUCAAGGAGCUGGUCCGUGCCCUGGGGAGUGCCAGAGAUGAGCAGUCACUGGAACUACUCCUAGGCAGACGGGGGACAGACCAGGACCCCAUAGACGAGGACCGGCUGAGCACCUUGUUCCAAGGACUGGCCAUUUCACCUGCAAAUGAGGAAGUCCAGGCCGCAGACGCGUCGGCAAUGAAGGCCGCCAUGUUGGAUGACCCCAACUUGGACGAAGGUUACGAAGACGAAGACACAGGGGAUUUCCAGGCUCGAGGUCAAGGAUCAUUGGUGAUGGAAUUUCUUGAAGGGCCCGAAAGAAGCAUCCCGAUGCGCGACUAUCAGCUUGAGCUGGCUGAAGACGCCCUGCAGGGGAGAAACAUCGUGAUCUGCGCGCCGACCAACAGCGGGAAGACCCGCGUGGCGGUCUACAUCUGUAAGGACCACCUGGAGAAAAACCCGAAAGGAAAAGUGCUGGUCAUGGUCAACAAGGUCCAUUUGGUAGAGCAGCAUUUCCAGAAGCAGUUCAAGCCGCUGCUGCCGAAGUCCUUCCACGGCAGACUGGGGACGAUCAGCGGGGAGAACUACUCGUCUGCCGAGGAGGAGCACAUCAGCUUCAAGCAGCUGGCAGAGCAGAAGGACAUCAUCAUCCUGACGGCACAGAUCCUGGAGAACCACCUUAGUAGGACCGACCAGGAGAGGGUGGAGCUGUCAGAUUUCUCCCUGAUGAUCUUCGACGAAUGUCACCACACCCAGAAGGAGAACGUGUACAACAAGAUCAUGGGCCGCUUCAUGCUGCAGAAGUUUGACCAGCCAGGCCGACCCCGGCCUCAGAUCGUCGGUCUGACGGCGUCUCCCGGGGUGGGAGGGGCCAGGACUCACGAGAAGGCCGUCUCACACAUCCUGCAGAUUCUUGCCAAUCUGGACGCCUCCAAGCUAAAGACAGCAGAGAAACACGAGGAGGAACUGAAGAAAGUCGUUGGACAGCCCAAACGGAAGUGCGAGAUCACCAACGAGCGGCUUCAGGACCCGUUCGGAGACGAGCUGAAGAGGAUGAUGCAGCAGAUCCACGGGCUGAUAGACGCGGAAGGGGAGCGGCGGCCUCCCGCAGACUUCGGCACGCAGAUGUACGAGCAGUGGGUGGUGGAGAUGGAGAAGGAGGGCGGCAUGAAGAGCAACCGACGUGUCCAGACCUGCGCAGAACACCUGAGGAAGUACAACGACGCCUUGGUCAUGAACGACACACUGCGCAUGUCCGACGCCUUUCAGUACUUGAAGGAAUUUUACGUCAAAGAGAAUGACCGUCGGGACGUAUUUGACGACACGGACGAAGGGCUGACCCAGAUCUUUUCCGGCAACGUCUUACGCCUUGAGAAACUCACCAAGAUGUCACAGUACGAGAAUCCGAACCUUGAGGCGCUGAAGAAUAAGCUGAAGCAGGAGUGCGAGGCGAAGGAGGGCGCCAGGGGGAUCCUCUACACGAAGACCCGACAGUCCACGCGGUACCUGCUUGACUGGAUACGGAACACGCCCGAGCUGAACGACUUGCUGAGAGCCGAUCAACUGACGGGAACAGGCACCGGCUCCGUCAGCAAGAACAACCACAUGACUGCGAUCAAACAGCGAGAGGUGAUCAGACGGUUCCGUGAAGGCGAGCUGAAUCUGCUCAUUGCCACGACUGUGGCUGAGGAGGGUCUGGACAUCAAGGAGUGUAACUUCGUCAUCCGCUAUGGACUGGUCACCAAUGAAAUAGCAAUGAUGCAGGCGAGCGGCCGAGCCCGAGCUGAAGACUCCACCUACACCCUGGUGGCUGGUGGAAAGUCAGGCGCAGGACAGAGAGAGGAAAACAACAUGUACAAGAUACAGAUGAUGCACCGGGCCAUCAAGUACAUACAGGACAUGCCAGCCGACCAGUAUGAACAACAGAUUAAGAAGAGACAGCGGGCCGUCUGCAGCGAGCUGCACCAUCGGAACAACCCUGCCAUCAAGGCACGGAAGCAGGCCGCGGCAUCAGGGACUUUCCUUCACUGUAAGAAGUGUAACCAGAAGGCGUGCGACGCCGCGGAGCUCAGGCUGAUAGAGGGGGCCCACCACGUACACCCAGACCCAGAGUUCCUGAGGACUGUCGGAAAGGCGGACCAGGCGGAUGAGGAUGACGAACCGCGGCUGCAGUUCCCGGACUGGAGCAGCGCCGGCACCGUCAAAUGCAGGCGGUGUGAGCAGGACUGGGGCAUGUUGAUGCUGCACAAGGGAAUGGUCCUGCCCUGUCUGAGUAUCAAGAACUUCAUCCUGAGGAAGCAGGGUCUGCCCGCGCGCCGCCCCAAGAAGUGGAAGGCCUCGGGCAUCGCCGUGGCAGAGUUCGACUACGCCACGGACAUGGAGACGCCGGAGGUGGACAUGGACACCAGCGAUGACGACCUGUAGUUAGGAAUUUAGAUGAAUUCGAAAGAAAUGUUUAAGGCAAUAGUUGCUAUACAUCUUGAUGUAAAAGAUGACAAGGAUUUUAAUGGGAAAAUAACUUAAUAUACAGGGAAUCUGUUGUAGAUGAGGAAGGAGUGGCAAUGGCAGAUAAGUCCUAUACUAAAAGUGUUUUUAAUGAUACAUG
This is a messenger RNA of Branchiostoma belcheri (Belcher's lancelet), 2830 nucleotides long. Its product is annotated as interferon-induced helicase C domain-containing protein 1-like. Gene Ontology annotation, biological process: response to virus; positive regulation of interferon-beta production; innate immune response. Gene Ontology annotation, cellular component: cytoplasm. Gene Ontology annotation, molecular function: single-stranded RNA binding; zinc ion binding; DNA binding. Lineage: Eukaryota; Metazoa; Chordata; Leptocardii; Amphioxiformes; Branchiostomatidae. The transcript is spliced from 15 exons. The record is from RefSeq and is a predicted model, not a curated record. Bases 100 to 2649 code for a protein of 849 amino acids.